AUGGUUUGCACAUGUGAAAUUUGCCCUGAAGCUUUGGAAGCUGGCCAGCUGUUCUAUCCUAUGCUGGAUAUAACCCCGUAUAGCUUAGGUUUCUACAGCAGGGAUCAUUCGAAAAUCUACUGUUAUGGUGAAAGUGAAGCAAGGGCAAAGACCAAAGCACGAUUUGAAGAAGUUUUUAAGAGCUAUACUGACAGGGCAGCUAAUAACAAGAAACUGAAAAAGACCACUUCUCAAGACAGCAUUGUGCUUGAAACAUUUAAGAACAAAUUUGAUCUUGCCAAAGAAAAUGAGUAUGAGACUGUUCUCACUGGCACAUAUGAUCCAGAUAAGAGCCCACAAUUUCCAAAAAGUGGAGAGAGAGACAAAACUGUGGGAUCCAGAAAAAUAAACAGUGACAGCCAUUUAGUGGAAGGCAGAGGCCAAAGAAAGAAGAAGAAUGAGCCUGUUGAGGAUCAACUUAAGGAUGAGCAAUUCAAGGCUGAGUACAUAUCUGAAGAAAUGGACACUGGACAAGCCAGAGGAGUAGAUAAUGAAAUAUUCCAUCACAUCAGUGGAAGAAAGAAGCAAAAACAUGCACUGAAAGAACAGAUGAGCAAAGCUUAUGAGGAUGAAGAUGAAGAACAGCAACUCAUUCAAGCAUAUCAACAGCAAGUGAUUGAAGAAGCAGGAGAUAAAGUAAAAACCAAAUCAAAGAAAAAAACUAAAAAGCGAUUAGAUGUUGCUUCAAAUGUUGUAGUUCAGGAAGGGGUGUUGAAUGGUGAAGUAGAAGAAAACAGAGUGCGUAGUAAUGCAGAAGCUGACAUCAGUAGAGUGUCUUCAUCUUAUAUGCGACAAAUUGAGUUGGAGGAUAAGAAGAAAAAGUCAGACAAAAAUACAGAAGUGUUCUCACCAGAAACAGAAGCAGAUGGCAUUGAUGCUGUACAGAAACAUAGAACUGUUGAAGGAGACCAAUAUAAAACUAAAAGGAAAAAGGUAAAGAAAAAAGCUGUCGGAGAAGAAUCUGGACCUAGAGAAGUCAACAAGCCUAUAUCAGAAGCAGAAGAUGAGCAGGAGCAAAAGAAGCAGGUUCAUGAUGACAGUUUUGUUCUUGGAGUCUACAUUCAUCGCAUGGACAGACCUAAAAUGGAUUUAAUGGUGUCGAAUCCUGUCGUUAAAGUGCAUGUGGUUGAUGAAGUCACUGGGAUGUAUGUAAAGAAAGAGAAUAGUCAUCCAGUAUCCCUUGAUGAGAAAGAGAAAGGAGAACAUAUUCUUCCCGUCAUGACACAGCCAUACUCUUUCAAGAAAUUCAAGUCAACCAUUCCAGAAUGGGAAGAGCUAGUCAUUUUUAAUGAACGUUUUGGGUAUUUUCUCCAGGAAAGUGAAGAACAGCCUAAAGUAAUUUUGUUUUUUGAGGUGCUUGAUUUAUUAUGCUCAGAUGAAGCCAAAGCCAACUUUGAUGUUCAGAAUCAAGAGCAAAGAUUUUGCAAGAUCUCCUGGGCAUUUUUAAAGCUUGUAGGUGCUAAUGGAAACAGAAAUACUGAUGGAAAACUUCGCCUACAGCUGUAUUAUCCUCCUCAAAGGAAAAGAACACAAUUAAAUACCACAGAAAUUUUUGAUUGGUGGAAAAAAUACCCUAGAGAGCGUUCCCCAUCAACUCUGUAUGUAACAGUCAAAGGCCUAAAGUUACCAGACCAGCUGAAUCCUUUAUUUCAUUCCACAAUGGCUGUUCACCAAGACCAAGGUAGUUCAUCUCACAAUGAACAACAAAGUGAGAUGGCAAACACAAAUACUAAUGCCUCUCUAGAUGGAAAAAAGACUGAUUUUCUGAAGUGGUCGAGACUUCCCGGACAGGCUUGCCGUAUUCCAAAUAAGCAUCUUUUGUCACUGCGAGCAGGGCAGAUGGGUUGUUUCUGCAUAUGCUUCUCACAUGAUGGAAGAACAUUGGCAGCUGCUUGUGCCGACAAGGAUGGUAAUCCCAUAUUAUUAUAUGAAAUUCCUUCUGGUCGUCGUUUGAGAGAAUUUAUUGGGCACCUUAACAUUGUAUAUGACCUGUGCUGGAGAAAUGAUGACAAGAACUUUCUUUCUGCAUCCUCUGAUGGCACUGUAAGAUUGUGGAAACCUGGACUUCACGAUAAUCGUUCAGAUAAGGUUCUUCCACAUCCGUCAUUUGUCUAUGCUGCUAGAUACCAUCCUUUCGCUGAAUAUCUUGUGGUGACAGGCUGUUAUGACAGUGUGAUUAGAGUUUGGAAUGUCAGUGUGAAAGAUAUUCAUGGCCAGUUACUGCAAGAGAUUGCAGGUCAUAAAAGCUUCAUAAAUGCACUUUGUUUUGAUGCAGAAGGCCUACACAUGUUUUCUGCAGACAGUUCGGGUGUUAUCAUAGUCUGGAAUACAUUUGUCAGUAAAAGUUCACCUCAUCACUCAUCACAGAAGUGGCACUCAGAUAAGGAAAUUAUAGAAAAUGAUCUUAAAGGGGUUUCAGUGAAUCACCUGGAAAUGCAUCCCAAUGGCAGACGUCUGCUGAUUCAUGCUAAAGACAGUAUUUUGAGGGUUAUGGAUCUUAGAAUAAUUGCAUCAAAGAAAUUUAUUGGUGCUGUUAACUACAGAGAAAAGAUCCGUAGUACCUUUACACCAUGUGGAACCUUUCUUUUUUCUGGUAGUGAGGAUGGUACUGCUUAUGUCUGGAAUGCAGAAACAGGGGACCAGGUGGCAAUGUAUUAUGAUCUUUGUUACUCGACCCCGCUACGUGAUAUUGCCUUUCACCCCCAUGAACACAUGGUGGCCUUCUGUGCCUUUGGACAAAAUCAGCCAAUACUUGUGUACCUAUAUGAUCAUAAAGUUGCUCAACUGGAAGCAGAAGCCAUAAAGGAUCUAAGUGGUACACAGUCUCUUUCUUUACCAAAAGGGCCAAGAAUUCUGACCAGUGGUUCUGAUACGACUAUGUUACAAGACCAGUCUUCACCCUUAUUUGACAAAUUUGCCAGUGCUGCUAGAAUUUCAACAAGAAUGCAAAAAGUGAGACAGAAGCUGGAUUCAGUAUUGGAUUUAACAUCACACAGUGUAUCUAGAAUGGAGCUGCUUUAUGACAGACCAGUCACAUCAACAAUGUUGGAUUUGCCAAGAGAGUCCAGUGUUAACAAUCCUGUAAGUAUCAGAUGCUUGCACUUCAUUGAACAUCGUCAUAACAAGUUGUGCUCCCACUGUCACGAGCUUCGUGGAGAGGGUGUUUACUGGAUGUCUGCCAUCUUGGAAUCUCCAGCUACCACAGAAUUCUUAAACAUUGAGUAUGAGGAAUCCCUUGAAGCUAAAAAAAAUGUUGCUGUUUUGAAAGGCACAUAA
This is a messenger RNA of Protopterus annectens (West African lungfish), 3315 nucleotides long. RefSeq names its product Abelson helper integration site 1 (gene AHI1). The record is from RefSeq and is a predicted model, not a curated record. NCBI's taxonomy places the organism in Eukaryota, Metazoa, Chordata, Ceratodontiformes, Protopteridae. Gene Ontology annotation, cellular component: ciliary basal body. The transcript is spliced from 20 exons. Gene Ontology annotation, molecular function: protein binding. Gene Ontology annotation, biological process: motile cilium assembly. The coding region runs from base 1 to 3315 and encodes 1104 amino acids.